Messenger RNA from Onychostruthus taczanowskii (white-rumped snowfinch), 2476 nucleotides. It is a transcript of the gene IL12RB2, whose product is annotated as interleukin 12 receptor subunit beta 2. The transcript has 16 exons. The record is from RefSeq and is a predicted model, not a curated record. Gene Ontology annotation, molecular function: cytokine receptor activity; cytokine binding. Gene Ontology annotation, cellular component: signaling receptor complex; external side of plasma membrane; membrane. Gene Ontology annotation, biological process: cytokine-mediated signaling pathway. Lineage: Eukaryota; Metazoa; Chordata; Aves; Passeriformes; Passeridae. The coding region runs from base 41 to 2476 and encodes 811 amino acids.
GGGAACCGAUGAAGGCAGAGGGGAAACAGGAGGCACAAAAAUGCCACUUCCACGGAUCGUGCCCUCGGCACUUUGGUUGGUGCUGCAGCUCACAGCAGGACCCUGCAGGAAGGGGCCGGUGAGCGCCAGCAGAGCCUCAGAGGUCUGUGACAGAGGGAAGGUGACAGCCAGCCCCUGCUGUGCCAUCCCUGGUGGCACCAAGGUCACCCUGUCCUGCCAGCUGGCAGCCCCACGGCGCUGGUGCUGGGCAGCGAUUUUCCUCAACAGCUCCGAGCAAAUCCGAGCCCAGGGGGGCUCGGUGAGCAAAACCUUCCUGGUGACUGCCCACGGCAGGCACAACUUCACCUGCAGGUGCAUCUGUGGGGACAGGAGAAAACUCAUCUGCGGCAUCGAUAUCCAGUGUGGGAGUCCUCCAGAUAAGCCCAGGAACGUGUCCUGCAUCCAGAAGGGGACACGGGGACAUCCCACCUGCACCUGGCACAAAGGCAGGCUCACCUACCUGCACACUGCCUACGGGAUAGAGCUCUCCAACGGGACCGAUGUCUUUUCCUUUCCAGAAGAAACUCCCGGCCAGGUUUUCGGCUCUGGGGCUCUGAGCAGCCUGGAUUUUGACUCCAAUUACACCGUGGUGGUUUCUGCCUCCAACCAGCUGGGAAAUGCCUCUUCCCAGCCGCUCACCUUCAUGCUGAUAGACAUAGUGAAGCCGCACCCUCCCGAAUUUUCGGUGGAAUUCGAUGACUCCUCUGCCACCAGCUGCACCAUUCAGCGGCACCGCGGGGCACAGGCACAGCACUGCAGGCUGAGGUAUCGUCCCCUCGGCAGGCACGGCUGGAGCACGGUGGAGAGCCCCAGCAGGGAGAAACACCAUCUGCAGGGGCUGGAGCCCGACACAGCCCACGAGUUCCAGCUGAGCUGCAGGAUGCUGCCCGGCCGAGGGCUCUGGAGCGACUGGAGCAGCAGCCAGGGCAGCACCCCAGCCGCAGUGCCAACGGGAACCCUGGAUGUCUGGUACCGGCAGCAGGAGCUGGACUCGGGGCACCAGAACCUCUCCCUGUUCUGGAAGGCGCUGAGCCGCUCCGAGGCAGGGGGGACAAUCCUGGGCUACACCGUCACCUUGGAAGCGCUGGAGCAGGGGAAGCUCCGGGCACAAUCCCACCGGACCACGCAGACCAGCUUCUCCAGGGUCACCCCCAGGGCGGCCCACAGGGUCACGGUGACCGCGCACAACGCGCGGGGCAGCUCCAGCCCUGCGGCCCUGCUGACACACCUGGGCAGCCCAGAUCUGCCCCCUCCCCAGCGGGUCUCUGCCGUGGGCCUGGGUAACAGCAGCAUCCUGGUGAGCUGGAGCCCCCCUGCCGCAGGCGCCGUGCCCCUGGGGGGCUACCUGGUGGAGUGGGCAGAGCCCUGGAGGGAGCCACGCCUGCAGCCCCAGCACGGCUGGGUGAAGCUGCCCCCGUCCCUCCUGUCCACUGUGAUAGCAGAGCACAUCAGGGACAACGUCUGCUAUCAGAUCCACGUGUCUGCACUUUAUCAGGACAGAGCUGGGCAGGCUGCAUCAGUCAGGGGAAACUCCACAGCCCAAGCCCCAUCAGCUGGGCCCCAGAUGUUCACAACCCCCUGGGCCAGUGGUGUGCUGGUUUCCUGGGAGGAGAUCCCAGCCCCCCAGCAGCGGGGCUGCAUCACUGGGUACCACAUCUACCUGCUCAGGAAGGAUGGGCAGGCCCAGCCCCAGCUCCAUGCCGUUCCCGCCGGGAAGGCUCCUCGCUGGCUGCACCUCGCUCACCUGGAGCCCGGCGAGCCCCACGAGCUCUGGAUGACAGCGGCGACCGCGGCCGGGGAGGGGCCCCGGGGCAACAGCGACAGCGUCUGCCUGGAGAGUGCUGGGGGCUGGCUGACUCUGGUGCUCGUCGGCAGCUUCUUCGUCCUCUCAGCCUGCCUUUGUUCCGUGCCUCCAGCAAGGAGAGUGUUCCUGUCCCUCCUCCUGCCGCAGUGGCAGAGCAAAGCCAUUCCCGACCCUGCCAACGCCACGUGGGCCAAGAGCUUAGCGGCUGCCAAGGCGGAGCUGAGCGCUCCCUUCAGCCCCUUCCUGCCCGGCGGCUUCGAGGAGCCCGAAACCAGCCCGGUGGAGGAAACCCCGGCUCACGCCGAGCCCCCCAAACCCGGGGACAAGCCGGUGGUGGGCAGCGGGAUGCACGGAGACCGGGCACGGGAGAGCUCGGAGGAGCAGCAGCAGCUCCCGGAGCUGUACCAGAGGCUGGUGGCGGAGGCGAUGGAGCCCGAUGGAGCCCCCGGAGCCGUAAUCCCCCCGGCCGAGUACAUCUCCAGCCCCGGCAGCCUGGCCCCCGAGCCCGAGCCUGCCCCCGAGCCCAGCGCCCUCUCGGUCUUCCCAAGCGCAUUCCUGCCUCCCGCCCUCUGCUGCCAAGGGAGCCUGACUCUGGAUCGAGUGAAACUCAGCGGCAGCUCCUUCCCGAGGUAG